AUGAAGCAGUUGUUUAUCGUCAGUUUUACGCUUGCAUCUACUGUGAUUUUAUCUUCUGCACAAAAACAACUAACUGACUGUUUAAAACCAUGGCAAAAACCAGUAUUGUCUGUGGCAACAAUCAGUGAACCGGCAGCUCCGUUACGAUGUCACCCAGAAACGGAUCCAUGCCCACAGAAUGGUGCUGCAACUGAAUGUCAAUUUUCAUUCCGAAGUUUUAUGUAUGUCUGUUGCGAAGAUCGAGAAGAUGUUCGAGCUCCAGUAUGCCCUAAAUAUCAUGAUACACUGAACACAUUCUGUGGUGGAAGUCGUUCAGUAUGCCCAAAAGGGUACAAAUGUAUGCGAUCCAGAUAUGAUCCAAAAGUGGAACUUUGCUGUCGUCCAAAUCCACGUAAAAUACAUCCAGAACCAGAAACUUCUUUCGUUGAUCACUCAGUGACACCGAUGAUUCUUCCAAAAGCACCAAAGAAAAUCUUAUCGGUGGUUUUUGAAGAAAAAAAUUUAACAAUUGGUCAACUGGUGAGCAAUGACGAAAUAAGUGGUCUUCAAGUUGAACCACAACUUUAUGCACUUGGCCUUGAUGAUAAGCUUUAUACAGCACUAAUGUUCGAUAUGACUGAUGGUGGUGAUGAAUCAAUACUGUUAUGGUUUGCUCCAGAUGUACCGUCAUAUGAUGGAAAGUUAGCAUUUAGUAAACAAAAAAAAAUUGGUAUUUCUUAUCAUGGACCAACCGGAAAUGAAUUCCCCUAUGGUACUCAUAUUGUUGUUGCAGUAUUAUUUGAACAAAAAGACUAUUGGCCCGAAAAAGAUGUAAAAAAGCUUAAUGCUAGAGAAAAAGUUAACAUUAAGGCUUGGUUAAAUUCAUCAUCUAAUAUUCUGGUAAGGGAACCAGUAGCCGGAACUAUAUUUGGAUUUACAAGUGUAGCCGAUGAUACAGAUGAAAAUGUGGAAGUUCCAAGCAGUACACUGUUUUAG
Messenger RNA from Enterobius vermicularis (human pinworm), 975 nucleotides. The record is from the annotation of a GenBank genome assembly. NCBI's taxonomy places the organism in Eukaryota, Metazoa, Nematoda, Chromadorea, Rhabditida, Oxyuridae.